Rotaria sp. Silwood2 is the source of this 910-nucleotide messenger RNA. Lineage: Eukaryota; Metazoa; Rotifera; Eurotatoria; Philodinida; Philodinidae. The record is from the annotation of a GenBank genome assembly.
AUGAUAACAACUAAUGCUUAUCGAUUGUUUAUAAAUCGAUUAUGUCAAUCUUGUCCUUUAAAAAAUCAUUGUUCUUUGCUAAACAAAUUUACCGAACAACAGGAAAGAAUAUCACUUGAAUCGACUUCAGUUAAUCAUUCCGAUAUACAAACAAUAAAUAAUAAUCUUAAUGUUUCAUCUCUUCAACAUUGUUUUCUAUGUCUUAAUAUUUUACAUCGUUAUACUUCAGAGGAAUUUAUUCAACAAAUUAAACAAGUUGCUCAAUCAACAACAGUUGAUUUUCAAACAUUUUGUUGUAAUCUUACUCUACCAAUGAAUUUAUUUAUUCGACAUGUAAAUUUUAAAAAAAUUCAUUUUUUUAUACAAAAUCUUUCCGAAAGUCGAAACGAAAAACCAAAACUUUAAUAUCUUCUCAGCAAUUUUGCAGAAAUUUAAACAUACAUUUUUUUUUUAACAGUUUCAUCACAUAUUCAUUAAGGAUAACUUUCCGCUUUUCAGAUUUCCUGAAGAACAGUUCAUCAGAAAAGUUUGAAAUUUUUAGAGUAAGUAGAUCUUAACUACCUAGUAGAGCAAAGAUUAUCAUAAACUUAAAAAUUUCAGAAUGGGUAUCAUCUUUCCCGUUCUUGGCCGUUCCUUUCUCAAGAAACGUGAUCUAGUAAUUUUCUAAAUGCGUCGAAAUGUUUAUACAUUUACGCUUAUUUUUUUCUUUGAGAUCAUUAUUCGUUGUUCUGUUAUUUUAUGCGGAAACAUCUCUUAUUAAAGCAGUACAAGAUAUAAUUUGUUUAAAAGUGGUAUGUUAUCCUUUACCCUAAAUCUGGUACCCAGAAUGCAUCCCUGAAUCGAAUCCACAUUUGUGGAUAAUAAAACGAAAAUUAAUCCAGAUUAGGGAUUUUGAUUUAGGGAUGUUCUA